Molecule: messenger RNA, 2079 nt
Organism: Mytilinidion resinicola
Lineage: Eukaryota; Fungi; Ascomycota; Dothideomycetes; Mytilinidiales; Mytilinidiaceae
Product: L-amino-acid oxidase
Exons: 3
Coding region: 1-2079 (692 amino acids)
Biological process (GO): amino acid catabolic process
Molecular function (GO): L-amino-acid oxidase activity; polyamine oxidase activity
Source: RefSeq, a predicted model, not a curated record
AUGGCGCCUUCACCAAGGGGAUUUCUGGCUUCAAGCUUACUUCUAUCUACGCUUAUACAACUGGGGUCACCCAUAUCUGUUUCUCAUCCUUCCAUUGAAUUCAAAGGCCCCUUUGAAGUGGAAGCCAAUGGUAUGCAUAAUGUGAAGAUUAGCUAUACCACCCCGGUAGAUGGCCACCUUUCAAUCCAUUAUGGCUCUUGCGAUAUAUCCCAGCGAGAAGAGUCGCAUCAUUGCCUAGGAAAUACUCACAUCGGGAACCAUCCUCUAGCAAAACGCCACAUUGGUUGGGAACACAGCCGCCCUACCAAGUUCGUUUGGUUGCCUCGAGAGGAUACCCCGGAUCAAGGAUGUCUUCAUGCGUUUGUGGUAAACAGACUCGUGGGAAAGUCGAGACCAGUGGUUGUAAAGAAGCGGAGAGAAAAGCGACACAUUGCCUUCGCGGAUAUUGCCGAUGCGAUGGGACCGUGGUUUGAUGGCGUUGCUCAUCUACAAGAGAAGGAACCUGAUGAGGCUUUUGUUGCCUCUGCCAAGUCUAAAACGAUCGGUAUUCUCGGAGGCGGAAUGUCUGGUUUGAUGACUUCUCACCUGCUAGACUCCGUCGGUAUUCACGAUUGGAAAAUACUAGAAGCUUCAAGCCGCAUCGGGGGGCGUGUUCACACCAGUUACCUCAAUGCCACAAAGCCGAAUCAGUACCAAUACCAGGAAAUGGGACCCAUGAGGUUUCCAGUUAGUAUCACGGAUCCAGACACGAACGAAACGAUACAGAUCCUGGAUCAUCGCAUGGUUUUUCAGCUUGCAGCAACUUUGAAUCAGAUCAACGGAAACGGUUCAGACUUGAUGGUAAAGUUCAUUCCAUGGAUACAAAAAAGCCGAAACGCACCCGUAUCGACAUCUAAAAGGCGACCGGAUGGGACCAUUCUUGGUGCUGCAGAGAUCGCAGCUAACCCAUCCUUAGCAGACAACGUCACAGUCACCUAUUCGAAUGCAACUGCUGUAGAGGAGGCUGAAGCUGCAUAUGAUGAUUGGCUCGGGCUGGAUGAAGACAAACUCCGCGCAAUUGCCACGAAUGUUUUCCAAGCGCACAAAGCGGCAGUCCAAGCCGGGAACUUCAACUUCUCAGAAUCGGGUUACCUGCGAUAUGUUCUCAAGACAGACCUGAACAUUACUGAUGAGACCGACUCGACUUCAGAUUAUGCCCCAUCUUGGGAGUAUGACUCGGUAUACUUCGGUGCUACUGAAUGGAGGACUAUUGAUCAAGGACUGAGUCGUCUUCCAACGGCAUUCGGUCCGUCUGUUCUGAACCGGACAAUUUUUCAGACGAAAGUUCAGGAGAUGGAAUGGAAUGAGGAAACCGAGAAGAUGACUGUCAAAUGGCGGCCGGGAAAUCCUUUCGACCUUGAGACAAAGUCAAUGGACUUCGACUACACGAUUGUUGCCGUUCCUUUCUCCCAGGUUCGCUUGUGGCGCCUUCCAUCAUAUACAUCGCUCCUCUCACGGGCCAUCAAUACGCUCAACUACGAGCAUACUUGCAAGGUUGCGCUUCAUUACAAGACUCGCUUUUGGGAACACCUUGAGUACCCAAUCAUUGGCGGGUGUGGGUCUACGAACAUUCCUGGCAUUGGGAAUAUUUGUUAUCCAAGCUAUAGAAUCAACUCCACUGGCCCAGGCGUGAUUUUAGCCUCGUAUUCGUCCGGAACCCCUGCACGGACCCUGGGUAGUAUGACCGAGACCGAGCACGUAGCUUUAACUCAAAGGGCCAUGAUCGAGACGCACGGCUUGGUUGCUCAAGAGCAGUACACGGGAGCUUAUGAUCGCAUUUGCUGGCAAAACAAUGAGUUCCAGGCCGGCUCAUGGUGUGAACCAAUGGUAGGCCAGCAAGAGCUGUACCUGCCCGCUUACUUCCACACCGAGAAGCAUACUGUUUUCAUCGGCGAGCAUACCAGCUUCACCCAUGCUUGGAUCUUUAGUGCUCUCGAAAGUGCCGUCAGAGGAACAAGCCAGUUGCUUCUAGAUAUGGGACUUGUGGAUGAGGCCAAGGAAAUCACCCAGACUUGGAUGGCGAGGUGGAUAAGUAUGUAA